UGAAGAAGAAGGGGAUAGCAAAGGUACAUGGGCCCGUGCCUAUAAAGGAGGCAAAGAGCCGGGAGAGACGGGCGAAGACAGUUGUAACCUCCCGUCCUCUCUCCCUCACUUCCAAGAUAGCCCGCUCCUAAGAGACUCGAGAGAGAGAGCGAGCAUGGGAGAGUGUGCCAUCUCAGGCCCCUCGCUUUAAUGCCUCCAAACCAUACGCCGUGACGCCACACUCUCUCUCUGUCUCUGUCACUGUGUUCGUUUUUUUCCUUCACUCCAGCGAAUCUCUGAACGCGAUCCCCUCUCCUCCUCCCCUCCCCCGCCCACCCCCUCCUCUUCCUCAUAUUUAUCGUCCCUCACGGACUCCAUCACUCCCCCUGUCAUCUGAACUGCGAUAUAACUCUCCCUACCAGCCCCUCCUAAAUUUCUUCGUCUCUGCUAAGCGAGCGAGAGAGAGGAAGAGGAAGAGAGAUGGACGUGAGCAAGAUAACGAUGGAGAUCUUCUCCAAGCUAGAGAAGAAGUGGCUGAUGGAGUGGGAGAAUACUGGAAACCUUUGGUCCUCUCCCAUUUCCACUGCCGACAAAAAGAAGGCCAAGAACAAGAAGACCCGCAUUUUGAGUAUCGACGGCGGAGGUGGCAUAAAAGGUCUUGUCGCUGGGCAGGCGCUGAUCCAUCUCGAGGAUUGCAUCAGAUCCGUGACAUCUAAUCCUCAAGCCUCCAUCCCUGACUACUUCGAUCUCAUCGCCGGCACCGGCAUUGGCGGUGUCCUCGCCGCCAUGCUCACAGCUGCUGACGAAUCUGGUCGACCUCUCUUUUCCGCCAGCGCCGCCGUGGAGUAUCUUUCCUCGAAAAGCCGCCACCUAUUCCGUCCCGCCGGCCUCCUCCUCCGGCGACGGAGGCGGCGCUUCUCCGGCAGCAGCUUCGAGGCCGUCCUCCGCGAAGCCCUCCGCGGCCCCGAGGGCCGCGUUCUCACUCUAAAGAACACCUGCAAGCCUCUUCUUAUCCCCUGCUAUGAUCUCAACACCAGUGCUCCCUUUGUCUUCUCCCGCGCCGACGCCGUCGAGUCGCCGAGCUUUGACUUCGAGCUCUGGAGCGUUUGCCGGGCGACGGCCGCCACCCCGGGGUUGUUCUCGCCGUGCAAGCUCGCGUCAGUGGAUGGGAAGACGGCGUGCGUCGCCGUCGACGGGGGGCUCGUGAUGAACAACCCCGCCGCCGCCGCCGUCACCCACGUGCUCCACAACAAGCGGGACUUCCCCGCCGUCGCCGGCGUCGACGACCUCCUCCUCCUCUCCCUCGGCAGCGGCCCGCCGCCGCGCCAGCGGCCAGCGACCGCCGGGGAGUGCUCGGAGCGGGCGGUCAUGGAGAUCGUGCUCGACGGAGUGUCCGAGACCAUCGAUCAGCUUCUCGCCAACGCUUUCUGCUGGAAUCCAACGGAUUACAUUCGUAUUCAGGCUAACGUCUGGGAGACGGAGCGGGAGGAGGGCGAGGAGGGGCCGAGGAGGGCCGGAGAGUGGAUGCUGAAGGAGAGGGGGGUGGAGUCGUUGCCGUUCGGAGGUAAACGGUUGCUGACGGAGUCUAACGGCGAACGUAUCGAGGUAUUGGUGAAACGGCUCGUUGCAUGUGGCUUCGCAAACGACAUCCCACUGAGCCGGUUCAAGGAAACCACCGUCACAAAGCUCUCAGAUGGCCGUUAAUUUUAGCUAGUCUUCUUUUCUUUUUCUUUUCCCUUCUCUCCUUUUUGCUGGUUCAGUAGUCAGAUGAGGAGCUUGCAUUAAAAGCUCUGACCAACUGAUGAUAGAAGCGCUAGUUUAAUCAAAUAAGAACCGGCUUUUCUUCUUUCAACUUUAGCAGUAAAAUAAGAAAAUUCACUGUUACCUGCUUCACUGUUGAUUCCCUUUGCAGAGGGUGCAGUUACUGAAAAUUAAAUUAUAGUACUUCCUUCCAU
Messenger RNA from Phoenix dactylifera (date palm), 1934 nucleotides. RefSeq names its product PATATIN-like protein 9 (gene PLP9). NCBI's taxonomy places the organism in Eukaryota, Viridiplantae, Streptophyta, Magnoliopsida, Arecales, Arecaceae. Gene Ontology annotation, biological process: lipid metabolic process. The record is from RefSeq and is a predicted model, not a curated record.